UGUCUUCAUUCUUGAUGAGAGUGUUUUCAUGUAAGUCCUGAUGGUGCAGGUGCGGCCGGUCAUGUGCUUUUGAAGAACACACUGGUCUCUGUGGGCGUGGCCUCAUGGGGCUGGAGGCGGGGCUAACAAACACACAUGUGUGUAAUCUGACCCUGAAGCAGCCGCUCAUUUAGACGGUGUUUUAUAUGAAGGUUUCAGGUUAACAUCACAUGUUCUGGAAACUGCACUGACACAAAGAAAUACCUGAAGACUCCAGAGUUCAUUAAAUGCUGUUAAGAAGCGCCUGACAUCAGCAUUCUCCAGGUUUCUGGCGCAGCCCUGGUUGUGGGAGUGGCUGUGGAUGUCAGGUGGGCGUGGUUCUGUUUGUCCGGUGGGCGUGGUCACAUCUGUCACUAUCUGCAGUGAGAUCGGACUGAUGGAUGCAUAUAAUCACUGAUCUGCAGGCCGUCGCUCAAUGGAGACAGUCUGUAUCCGCCUGCACCUCACAGCACAACAUGAUGGCAAGUAAAAAAGCAAACAGGAGGUUUUCUCUGGACAGCUCAGGAUAUCAGCUGGAGAUCAGUGGAAUCGCAGCAAAGCCCAAGAACAGCAUGCUGAGAAGAUCCUCAGACAGCAGAAGCUUCCAGAAUCUGGACGAGACGCGUCUCGAGUCCCUGGAGCACAACGGCAGCAUCUUACGCAGAUCCAUGACUAUAGAGGAGGAGGGUUUGGAUCGUUCUGAUCGUUCUGAUCGCAAUAGUUUCAAGAACCACAACAGAACCUUCCACAAACUCUUCCCUGAGAUCCCAGAGACGGAGGAUCUGGGACACGUUCACACCUGUGGCCUGCAGAAGGAGGUGAUUUACCACGGUAAGAUGUACCUGUCCAAUCAGCACAUCUGCUUCCACUCGUCUGUGCUGCUCAAGGAAACGAAGGUGAUGAUCGACGUGUCCAGCAUUCAGAUCAUAAAGAAGAAACACACAGCUAAGAUCGUUCCCAAUGCCAUCGCCGUCAUCACCACGGACGGACGCAAGUACCUGUUUGUGUCGUUACUGAAUCGAGAAGCGUGUUUCAGACUGCUGCAGUCGCUCUGUCCACAGAUGCAGACGGGGAACAGCAGCAGGAAAUCCUCCACAGAAAACACUCCUGAUAUGGAGAUCGACACAAUUUCCAGUCAGUCGAGUCUAGAGGAGAAUCCUGAGAAUCACUUGAUUCAUCUGACAGACAAGACUCGAACUCUCCAGGCAGAAGAACAAAGCAGCUCGACGCCGCACAGCGACACCAGCAGAAAGAUCAACACGCCGGAGCAACACAACACAGCGGUCUCCUGGGUAACCGUGGUAACCGAGAAGGUCAGCUCCGUCCUGUCGUCCAAUGACACGCGCAGCCUGAACAAACUGCUGCUCUUCUAUGUGAUCCUUGUGAUUCUUCUGCUGUUGUCGUCUGGUUACAUCGGUUUGAGGAUCGUGGCGCUGGAGCAGCAGCUGAGCGUUCUGGGAUCGAUGCCGGAGUUCACAAUACAGAAAGAGAAUCAGGAAACGUAAGAACAGCACGAGUCCUGGAGAUCCGUGAGAAGAAUCUGUGCGUUUAAUCGUUCAGAUUGAGUUUCGGAGUCGAAAGCGCACAGCCAUUAAUGCUGGACAGAUGGAAACUGUGUCAAUCCUGGAGGAGCUGCAGCUCAUCUUGACCUCACUGACCUAAUGAUUUAUUUAUGCUGUAUUUCAUAUACUUUAUUCUAAACUUUCAAACUAAGAUCGGACGGUGUGAGUUUCACACUGACGUCGAUAUUCAGAUUAUGAUCUGUCUUCAAGUAUUUCUGCUACAAAGUUCUCGUCUUGCUUUGUCUGAUUACACUAGUAGAUCUGAGAUGUUUAUUGUGUUUUUAUUGAAUAUUGUUGUUAUUAUUAAUUGUAUUUGUUCUAAAAAUUAUAAUUGUAAAUAUUUAUUUUGAGACAUAUAAAACCAAUAAAGUAUAUU
Molecule: messenger RNA, 1956 nt
Organism: Labeo rohita (rohu)
Lineage: Eukaryota; Metazoa; Chordata; Actinopteri; Cypriniformes; Cyprinidae
Product: GRAM domain-containing protein 2B
Exons: 13
Coding region: 420-1523 (367 amino acids)
Source: RefSeq, a predicted model, not a curated record